AUGAAUUUUUGGCUAUCUAAAACUGUCCCUCAGCGGACUCAUAUGAAACACCAAAUUGAAGAACACGGUGGGAGAGUAGUGAUUCUAGAAAAAGAUGCUGAUUUCCUCCUCGUUGACCAUCUAAGAAAGGAUAACCCGCCCGGCACUUACUCCUACCAGUUUGUGGAGCGUUCAAUCCGUCAAGGGGUACUCCAGGAGCUGGACAAAUUUAUGGCUGGAGUUCCCCGUGCCAGUGUCCGGCAACCCCCCAUGGGUCCGGCAAGACGGUAUAGAGAACCGUUCACGGCAAAAGAUGAUCAAAUUCUCUACGAUUGGAUGAAACCUUUUGAGCAGGCUGGUGGGGCAGUAUCCGGGAAUAAGAUAUACCAGCAGUUAGCAGCUCAGCAUCCGAAUCAUACAUGGCAAUCAUGGCGAGAACGAUAUUUAAAAAGAGUCCGGGAGCUUCCACGACCGCGAACAGAUUGUACGGCAUCUAACAGCUCUAUACAACCAAGGCCACAACAUAAGAUCUCUAGCACACCUAUACCAACAAGCCAAAUACAAUUUAACGGUUUUACAGAAAAAGACAGGGAUAUCCUUCUUCAAAACGCGAAACAUAUCUUAGAUGUUUCACCAAAUGCAGAAGAUGAGAUGUGGCGUGAGUUUGCUGAAAACGAGGGUAAACAUUCAGCAAUGGAAUGGAAGAACUACUUCCAUACAUUUAUUCGCCCAAUAUAUGAGUCUACAUUGAAGAAAAAGCGACAAGCCAUGCCAAGGUACAGCAGUAUAUCUGACACCACGGAAAGGCCACGGGGAAAUACCAACAUAACACAUUAUGAGCAAAAAGGUGGGACGGCCAGUGAGGUAGAAAGUUCUAAAACAAAAAGGAGGCGCACCCUCCCCGACUCCUUCGUCCCCAGUGAUGCUGUUUCUAGGGGUGUAGAUAGGAAACAUCAAAGCGGGAGCCAAGCAUUGGAGUCCUGUGUAUCUCGCAGCUUUUCAACGGGGCCACUGAAACCGCCAUCUACUUCCAGAGAAGGGUUGCAUGGACAGCACAUGAGUUCUGAGCAACAGGAAAUCCCCCCGCAAGUCAUCCUUCAAAAACCAAUACAAGGUCCGCAAUCAGGAGUACAUAGUGCGCAGAGUGUUACUGCCGAAAAAUAUGACGCCGAGGAUGGGGCCGAAGAGGUAGACGAAUGGAUUAGAUCUCGAGUACGGCGUGGCCAAGGAGCAAUAUCCGAGGAGCAAGUUCGGAUGGCUCUCCGCUGUACAACGAUGGACGAUUUACUCGCUGAUAAGGUGCUUGAGUAUUUCCAAGCUGGGCAGGGUAUCCCGCUGAACAUGAAAGGGGUAUGGAGUGAAGAUGAUGAUGCUGCCCUUCAAGGGGUGGAUCCGCGCGCCAUUGACCGCGUUGAACAAAAGCAUGGCAGAGAAGAAUUUGAUGCUCGAUUCGAAUACCUAAUGGAGUUAUGUGACGAGCUUUACGGAGCAUUAUAUUCAACAAAUAAAGCAUACACAACUCCACUAGACAGUUGA
Messenger RNA from Nannizzia gypsea CBS 118893, 1515 nucleotides. RefSeq lists its product as hypothetical. Bases 1 to 1515 code for a protein of 504 amino acids. The transcript is spliced from 5 exons. The record is from RefSeq and is a predicted model, not a curated record. Gene Ontology annotation, molecular function: telomeric repeat DNA binding. Gene Ontology annotation, cellular component: shelterin complex. NCBI's taxonomy places the organism in Eukaryota, Fungi, Ascomycota, Eurotiomycetes, Onygenales, Arthrodermataceae. Gene Ontology annotation, biological process: telomere maintenance via telomere lengthening; regulation of DNA-templated transcription.